CAGUAUUUUGUUGUUGUUGGUGGGUUUUUACUUUGUUUGUAUUUCUGCAAUACAACAAAUUAAUCCGAGGCAACAUUUUAGAUUUGCAUUGUUUUCUUUCUUUGAGGAUUUACAGACUGAAAAUAGAGAAAGACCUCAGUGUUUUUUCACUGAUAAUCUCAACUCUGUGCUUCUGCUUUAUUUUUUAUUUUUAAUGUACUAAAAUAAAGAAUAUAAGCGUCAAUAGAACACGGAUUUGCCUUAAUAAUUUGCAAACAAUAGCGGCAGAAACCAGUGCACUUUAUGGACGUCCUCACUGCGUUCCAGUAUCAGCUUUCUCAAGAAACUGUGUGGUAAGAUGUGUGAAGAUAAACUUCCCCAUUCAGACCAAUCACACAUCUCAUAUACGUAUAAGAAGAGGCGAAAAAGAACGGUUUCAUUCCUCUCCUUUCUUCUCGACAUCAGCUUUCCGUCCACAGUUGAACCCACUUGCAUCAGUCAACGCUACCGGGAUGCAACCGCUGUUGAUCAUAGAAUUACUGCAGAAAACUAAAGUACAGGAGAUUCCAGUUUGCAUUCCUAAACCAGGCCCCGUCGGCAUCCUCCUGAUGCAAUUACAGAUGUGGACAGCUGGAGUCGGAGGAUGCGUGACUACGGUUCAGACUAUGAGGACUCAAAGCUCUAAACAACAGACCUGUGAUCAUCAAUCAGAGCUGUCGGCCCACGGGACGCCUACACGUGUGAUCCACGGGCGCUGCUGUCAAGACGAUGAACGUCUGGUUUAUCGGUCGGCUCUAUUACAGAAACAAUGUCGUCACCAGGGUCGACCGAUGGCGACCUGCGACCCGUCCCAACGUCAGACCCAUGUGUUGAGGAAGUCCGUGAGCUCCCGACGGCGGAUGGAGAAGUUCAAGAGUUCACCGGCUCGGAUCGACCAGAGAAGAUCAGCGCGGUCCCGAUCCACCGGCGCCCGGACCUGCUGGCUCCCUGCGCCGACCUGGUGAACUGCGAGUGGCCGAGGAGCCGGGCCGCCCGGGUCCACUCCCUCCAGAAGUCCUGUCCGGAAUACCCCGUCUGCCUGGUUCUCCUGCGGGGCCACGGAGAGACCGAGCGGCUGCUCGGCCACGCCCGGCUGUCCCGGGUCGUGGGUCGCGGCGGCAGCCUGUUUGUCGAGUCGGUGGUGGUGUCCCACGCGGAGCGAGGGAAAGGCUACGGCCGGACCCUGAUGGAGGAGGCCGAGCGCUACGCCAGGAGCGGAGGGUUCACGCGCCUGUGCCUGACGACCCACGAUAAGCAGCACUUCUACUCCCACCUCGGCUACGUGCUGUCGGUGCCGGUGCAGAACGCGGGCGCCAUGGCGGUGUUCGUUCCCAUGGAGAUGCUUUUGAGGUUCUCCCAAAUACGGAGUGAAGAAGAAGAAGAGGCGAACACACGGACCAGGAUUAAUGCUCAGGUACUACAAGGGGGUGCUUGUGUUGUGGGGUUACCUCCACCUUCUGGUUUACAUCCUCCUCCACCACCUCCUCCAUCCAUCCAUCCUCUACCUCCUUCCAUCCCACUUCCUCCUCCUCCCUCCAUCCCUCCUGCUCCACCGCCCCCUCCUCAGUCUGCAGGGCAGCUUGUAGUUCAGACUCUGACCGAAACUCCCUACAGAGACGCCAGAGGAGUCCCCAUCUAUUGGAUGCACAAAGACAUUUGACGAAGACAUGGCCGGAUCCACUUGGAAACUCCUCCCCGUGUGUGUGUGUGUGUGUGUGUGUGUGCGCGCGCCAUCAACGGUCUCUCAGGCACAGAAAACGAGCACAAAACAGAAAUGUUUUAUUAAACCAAAGAAAUGCAAAAAAACAACAACCUUCACCUUGGUUGCAGUUUUGGAUCCACUCAACACUUGUUUCCCCUUUUUAAAUAACUAGUUUACAUUAAAUAUAUAUUAAUGAUUGUGCUUGCUGGGGAGCACCUGUGUCCGUCCUAAGAGUCAAAUAGAAAUGUUGGCCAGCACUGAGAAAGUGAGAUGAGACGUGUAAACCUAAAGCCUCCAGGUCAUAUGCACUGAGAAGGGACUGUUUUGGUGAGGAAGGAAGCAGUUUUGAAAUGAACAAUAUUUACAUAUUGGUAGAUACUGUGAGGGGAGGAGUUUUGUCUGUAGGGAAUGAAAAGAGCUGUGAUUGGGACACGGAUUACGUGUGUGUGGAUGUACAGGUUAAAGGUGAAAGCUCAGUAAAGGUCAUUUGAAAAAGAAAAAACUAUUUUUGGCUCAUCUGAACAACCCAACCAAACAUUACUUUUGCCCUUUGAGCAGCUCUGCCCAAAUCCGGUCUAUAUCUGCUGCUAAUAAAUGAUGACAAAACGUA
Messenger RNA from Cyclopterus lumpus (lumpfish), 2330 nucleotides. RefSeq names its product N-alpha-acetyltransferase 80. Gene Ontology annotation, biological process: protein acetylation. Gene Ontology annotation, molecular function: N-acetyltransferase activity; acetyl-CoA binding. Gene Ontology annotation, cellular component: cytoplasm. The record is from RefSeq and is a predicted model, not a curated record. Bases 788 to 1678 code for a protein of 296 amino acids. The transcript is spliced from 3 exons. NCBI's taxonomy places the organism in Eukaryota, Metazoa, Chordata, Actinopteri, Perciformes, Cyclopteridae.